Molecule: messenger RNA, 651 nt
Organism: Dacryopinax primogenitus
Lineage: Eukaryota; Fungi; Basidiomycota; Dacrymycetes; Dacrymycetales; Dacrymycetaceae
Product: 60S ribosomal protein L10
Exons: 4
Coding region: 1-651 (216 amino acids)
Biological process (GO): translation; ribosomal large subunit assembly
Cellular component (GO): cytosolic large ribosomal subunit; ribosome
Molecular function (GO): structural constituent of ribosome
Source: RefSeq, a predicted model, not a curated record
AUGGGUCGCCGUCCCGCUCGUUGUUACCGCUACUGCAAGAACAAGCCCUACCCUAAAUCGAGGUACAACCGCGGUGUGCCUGAUCCCAAGAUUCGUAUAUACGAUCUUGGCCGCAAGAAGGCUUCCGUCGACGAGUUCCCUUACUGCGCGCACCUGGUCUCUGACGAAUAUGAGCAACUUUCGUCUGAAGCUUUGGAAGCCGCUCGUAUCUGUGCCAACAAGCACGUCGUGAAGACUGCGGGGAAAGAUGCGUUCCAUCUCCGCAUGCGCGUGCAUCCAUUCCACGUCAUUCGCAUCAACAAGAUGCUGUCUUGUGCUGGCGCCGACAGGCUGCAGACGGGCAUGCGUGGUGCAUGGGGCAAGCCAUAUGGGACGGUUGCGCGUGUGAACAUCGGCCAGAUCAUCAUGUCGAUCCGUUGCAAGGACGCCAAUGCCGCAGUUGUCACAGAGGCGCUUAGGCGUGCUCGAUACAAAUUCCCAGGCCGUCAGAAAAUAAUCGUUUCCCGCAAGUGGGGCUUCACUAACGUGGACCGAACGGAUUACGAGGCGCUGAAGGCCAACAAGGGCAUGAUGCCUGAUGGUGCUUAUGUGCAGUUCAUUCGUCCCAAGGGAAACCUGGAGCAGAACUUGCGUCUUCAGCUGCGUGUGUGA